AUUAAUCAGUACCCAAGAAGUAGCUCUUGGUUUCAAAAAGAUUGCUGACCACUGCUAUAAACCAUAAAAUAAAUGAAAACAUAUAUUAAAAAAGUACCACCAUGGCGCCGCUGUGGCGCCCUCUAGUGUUGAACUUCUUGUCUCACGGUGACUGAUUUGACCAUCGAUUCCAACCCAGAGGGGCGUACUUCAAACUGCAGCACAGAUAUCAAAAUGCCACAGUACUCUACAGACAUAGUGGACAGAAGAGAAGAAGUCCAUGAGAACAUCUGUAGUGCCAGUGGUCCAAAUGUCCAGUCUGAAGGUUUGCUGAAAGAAGCCUCUGUUGGCAAUGGCCACCGAUCGAGAACAAGUAUUGGGUCGAAUCGUCUAAAAAGGUCAAAACCGGUCCAAUCGAAUGCCACCAAACCACCCUACAUGCUUAAUGGACUUUUAAACCAUGGCUUUAAGGGCAAGGAUACACAAGCAGCACCUGCAAGGACUAAGAGGAAACACAGGAGCACCUUUUCAACUAUCAUUGGUCCUGGCAGAAGCAGUCAUAGCAGCGCUCCAAGUGGCAUCUUGGUAAACCGGACCGCUAGAGAGGACCACGCAUCGUCCACUUCUAAGCAACCGGCAAACGAACCCAGCCCACCUGCAAGUACCAGGGCAAGCAGCCUGAGAUGGAGAAGGAAAAACAGCUAUAAGAAGAGAGACUCACUGCACGCGUGUCCAGAGAAGCCAACACAGCACAAGACGCCGCCACUCGAGGAUGAAGAUUGGGAAAAGGAUUGCCAGGCCAAUGUGGAAAACAGGGUCCAACCUUCUGGUCAAGAAGAUGUGCUGCAGUUGACUUUGCAGGGUUUAUCACUGGAUCAAUGGGAGGCUUUGGGAAUCGGACCCAAUUACAGCCCAGCCAUACACCAUUCACAUCCCCUGCAGUGGCACUGCCCUGAAAUCGCUGCAGAACCUGAACAGUUUGCAGACGCAGUUGAGUAAACCAAAGAGACAUUCCGUGUUCCUUCCACAAUCGCUCAAUUCGGUCAGCCUUGUUAGCCCUCAAUGGAAGUGCAGUGAUUGUUGUUAUUUUCCAUUAAGGGUUUCCGUGUCAGUUUACAUGCUUAGAAUAUUUGUUUUGGAAGAUACUUUUUGACCUUAGCAGGUAUAUACUUUGGGAAAAUUAAAAGGUUAUAAUAAACAUUCAUGCUGUUAUGGCAUCAAUUGAUUUAUUUUGCUGUGGCUUUAAAUUAGGAUUUUAUAUAGUUUUUUCUAUGUUGUGAUGUAAGUGUGAUUUGUGAAUGUUUCUCUUUUAAGUCUGUCUUUUUUUAAAUUAUUUUAGUGGGGUUAAGUGAUUUUAAUUUUUCAACCAGUAAUAGCAAUAUUUGUUUUUAGGCUCUUUUGGUCUGUCAGUUUUAGUGAAUCACUUUAAUUCAGAUCCAGACACAGUUAGUCAUGAGUUCUUCUGACCCAAGGUUUCAGUUUCAGUACCUGAAUAAAUCAAAUGUUCUGUUGGUCAAACCUUUGUGUCAUUGCCUUUGUCAGUAGGUCUUGUGUUAUGUAGCAAUGACUAUGUCUGGCCGAUAGAUGGCAGAGCUGUUGCAGCUUUUUAGCUUUUUCUGACAGCGUUGGGAGUUGAGUGGGUUCAUUUCCAAGGACUCACUUGCAUACUUACUACAUUUUUCCCCCAAGGUUCAUUCGGAAAGGGCUUAAUGAUAACCAUUAAAGGUGUUUUCAUCAUAUUAAAACCUUCUAAGUACACAGUCACCAUUUGACUAAAUUGAUGAAUGAUAUUUCUAAGCGCCUAUGAGAUUUUAUUAAUUUUCCUCAACUUCAUUAGCAUUUCUAUAAACAAUAUGGAAGUGUUUAUUACAAUGUCGUUUUUAUAAGUUUUAUAGGAUUUAUUUUUGGAAGAAUGCAUUUGUACACACACGACAGCCCUUCCCCAUAAGAAAAGCCAUACCUUCUUUAUAGAUGGAAAUUAUGCUCCCCCUUUGAGUCAAUAAACACCCAGACCACUAUUUGGAAGUUGAUAUUGAAUGUAUAUUAGCAUCAUCUGGCUUGAUUACUCUUGAUUCACACAAUAUAUUUAAUCUGGAAAGAGGUGCUAUUAAGUUGUUUUAUCUGUAUGACGAUGUCACUGAGUGAUAUACAGCACUUUAGCCACUUCAUCUCAGGGCCAACACAGGCAACUAUUCACACU
This is a messenger RNA of Nerophis ophidion (straightnose pipefish), 2179 nucleotides long. RefSeq lists its product as uncharacterized. NCBI's taxonomy places the organism in Eukaryota, Metazoa, Chordata, Actinopteri, Syngnathiformes, Syngnathidae. The transcript has 4 exons. The record is from RefSeq and is a predicted model, not a curated record. The coding region runs from base 214 to 978 and encodes 254 amino acids.